AGCAAUAAACAAUCUGUGUUUGGAUUCAGUGCACAUGCUGAGUUCCGGGGGAUACAACCUAAUAAAGAGGGAAACUCACAGCAGGAUCAGGAUUUGAAUGAGGGCAAUGUCAAGUGCUGAAGCUUGGGUUGGGAGCUGGAGGCCUCACAAGCCAAGAGGGCCCAUAGCUGCCCUCUACGGUAGCCCAGGGCCCAAGUAUGCACUACCUGGACUCACUGGUAUUUCAAAACAUGACCCUACUAAAUACAAAGCACCAAUGUUCAGCUUUGGGAUACGUCACGAUCAGGCCAAUUCUAACUGCUCACCUGGACCGAGAUACCUCAUCCCCUCCAACAUCACCAGAGGGGGCCGAGAUGGCACUCCUGCGUUUUCACUCCACAGCCGUCCAAAGGAGCCAGCACUGUUCCAAGCCCCUGGACCAGGCAAAUAUUCCCCAGAGAAGUCAGGAAAUCUGAUCUUUCACGCUGCUCCUGCUUAUUCUCUAGCUGGGAGGAGCAAAGAAAUCAGCAACAGCCAAACACCAGGUCCAGCCUCCUAUUCUCUGCCGCCGGUGCUGGGGCCCAAAACUGUGGCCACAGCUGCAGCUCCCACCUACUCGCUCUGUGGCCGCAGCAAAAAUGGAAGCUUCCAUGAAGACCUGAAGAAGACUCCUGGCCCUGCUGCCUACAAAGUUGUGGACCCAUGUACUUACAGCCAAAAACCUCCCCAGUAUAGUAUGACAGGCCGCAACUUCACACCAGGUGAAACCACAAAGAAACCAGGACCCGGUGCUCAUUAUCCUGAACAGGUGACCUUCACAAGACCAAAAGCUCCGAGCUUCUCCUUUGGACUGCGUCACUCAGAAUUCAUCUCACCCCUCAUUGUAGAUGCGCCUGAAUAAUGUGAUUGAUCACACAGCAGUAUCGAAUAAAGUACAAAAAGCAAACUCCUCAAGAUUACUGAGAAUCAUACUUUAUUGCCACAGUAACAGGCCUUGUUGUAUUGGUACUUGUCACUUUGUCUGCAUGACUAAUAGCAGAAUUUGAAGUAAAUUGUAUAGAAUUAAAAAGAAAUGUCACCAGAAAUUUUAGUAAGACUAGUUUUAUUUUUGAAGGUUGUUGGUUUAGAAAACUGUUAAUUAUUUUGAUUGGUUAGUUAAAAAAUUUAAGUAGGUAACUAAUUAAUAUCAAUUGUAAUUGUUAUAGCAGCAAAAGCACAAGUGAUGACAUGUAAGAUGGAUCAAAUGAAGCCAAUAUUAAUGAUAUUGGUUAAGAGAGGCCUGUUGAUCUGGCAAAUAAAACACCAUUGAUGGA
Molecule: messenger RNA, 1292 nt
Organism: Dicentrarchus labrax (European seabass)
Lineage: Eukaryota; Metazoa; Chordata; Actinopteri; Moronidae
Gene: cimap1b
Product: outer dense fiber of sperm tails 3B
Exons: 7
Coding region: 98-880 (260 amino acids)
Cellular component (GO): cytoskeleton
Source: RefSeq, a predicted model, not a curated record